This is a messenger RNA of Debaryomyces fabryi, 2472 nucleotides long. RefSeq names its product Mnl1p (gene MNL1). Lineage: Eukaryota; Fungi; Ascomycota; Pichiomycetes; Serinales; Debaryomycetaceae. Gene Ontology annotation, biological process: regulation of transcription by RNA polymerase II. Bases 1 to 2472 code for a protein of 823 amino acids. Gene Ontology annotation, molecular function: DNA-binding transcription factor activity, RNA polymerase II-specific; RNA polymerase II cis-regulatory region sequence-specific DNA binding. The transcript has a single exon. The record is from RefSeq and is a predicted model, not a curated record.
AUGGAUGAUUAUGAUAAUUACAACAGAGAACUGUAUCAGAUGAAUACUAAUUCGUAUCCGAUAAGUAAUGGCGUUGGACCAAAUAGUCCGAAAAACGAAUAUGACCAACAAAAAAUAGAGACAGACGAGCCAUUGUAUGAAAACUUCUUUAAUAUUGAAAAUGGAGAGAGGGAUUUUGAUGCUUUUAAAGCUAAUGUGACUGAUAGAACAGAAAUAAAAGAAGACGGAGGUACGAUAAAUUUUAAUAUGCUUGGGGAUUUUAAGAGUUAUGAUAACAUGGAUUUAGAUGAAUCGCCACCAUUUAAUGUAAAUUUUGAUACAUAUUAUGAUCCACUUAUAGAUCAACAGGAAAUUUCGAAUGAGGCCAAUGCAUUGUUCAAUUCGGAUAAUAACCAAGAUAAUGUUAAUAUACCGAAUAACAUUGAAGGCUUGGCUUCGAAGCAAGAGUUUGUCAACACAACAUCCAUUCCUAGAGUACCAUCACAACAGAGUUUCAUGCCCCAUACAAGUUCCUUUGUAAGCAUGAAUAAUUUCAGGAAUAACGUCUCCUUUGACGGGUUCGCCGAGGGUCUGGUUGAUACAAAGGACUACAAUUUCAAUAAGAACAACAACAUUAAUAAUAAUGCUUCAAAUAUGUCAGGGAAAAGGUCGAUAUCGAAUGCAAGUUUGAGUAUCAAUAAUACAAAUAGUCAUUAUAAUGAAUUAUCACCAUUGACUACGACAACAUCAUUAACUCCGUCAGUAAACUCCGUUCAUUCGACCCAACUCUCUUUCUUUUCUGCCAACCAAUACUUAACUAGGAAUUCAUUGGAUCAUCCUCCAUCUCAACAACAUCGUCCAUCGAUCGAUCUUUAUUCAAAAGCGAGAACUUCGUUUGAUAGUCAACAAUCAUCCAUCAAUCAACGCCAAAGAAGUCAGGUAGGUGGAAGAUACACGAGUUUUACCAACUCAAUAAGCAACUAUAUCCCAUUUAUGAGUGAUAGAAAUCAAAGGACUUCUAAUAACUCUACACCUUCGGAGUCUCUUUCGCCUCCACAACCAUCUGCAUUCAUAAAUAUUCCUCCGCAGCAAGCUCAACAACCUAGACAUUUAAUAAGAAGCAUCUUUAAGAGCUCAACAGUGCCAAAUAAUACAAACAAUAAUAGUAAUGAGGACGAUAUUGAAAAUACAAGUGAACAGGAUAUACUAAAUGGAGAAUUCAAUAAUCUCACACCGUCUGUCAAUAAUAAUAAUAGUAAGAAUAUUGAUAAUAUUGUUGAUGAUUCAGAAUUUCUAGAUAUGGAACGUCUGCAACAGGAAAUGGAAGAAGAUAAUAUUGAAUCUAAUUUGGCUACUAAGAAAGCAAAAAGAUCUAAGAGAAGUUUGUUCACAAGAUUUAAGACACCAGUUAAAACGGAACCCAACGAAAAUCUCGAGCUUUACAAGAGUGAAGAAAUAUUAGGCAACAAGAAAGAUUUUAACGACGAAAAUACAGAAGCUGAUAUGGUUGGUGGCGCAUCUUUGCAUGGAUUAUCCAUAAAUGGAACGCCUUCGUUGGAUUCGAAUAAUGUUGUGAAUGGAACGGUUUUAGAUGCAUCAUUGCUGAAUAACUCUAAUAAUAUACCCAAUAUACCAGGAAACUCAGUGUUGGAACCUGAUUAUGCAGCAUUAUUUGAAAAAGUUGGUAAAAGAAAAAAUAUUGUAAAUCCUGCAACCUAUAUUAGAAACAAACCUAAAUACAAAAAUGAACAAUCGGAAGUCAAUAGUAUAAAUGGAAGUAAUAAUAAUUCGAUUUCAAACACAGAAAAGUCUUCUAUCCUAAACUAUAAUUCAGGUGGAAGUUAUCCAGAGAAUGUUGAUCCCCGUAACAUUAAUAGCAUACACUCAAAUGAUUCUUCCUUAAACAAUAGAAAUAUACGGACUGAAGGUGGUGAAAGCGAUUCAGAUCUCAGCACAUCCUUGGGUUCUAGUAAUAAUACUCCUUCAUCAUUGACCACCGCAUCUAAGCGUAUUCUUGGUUCAAAACUAAUGCUGAAGAGAAAAAACUCCCAGACAAACAUGAAUGCUGCUCCACCACCACCACCACCACCACCGACAACCAAAACUAUAAUAUCUGAAGGAGUUGAAGUAGAAGUUGAUUUACAGUCUCUUGAUUUGCCUCCUACUACACAAAUCUUUCCAACCAAUAUUAUCAAUUCAAAAAAUAGGACUCGUGGUCGUAAGGAAAAUAAAGAAGCUGAUUUAGUAGAUCUGAGCAAAAUUUACUUAUGCAAUUAUUGUUCAAGACGAUUCAAAAGACAAGAGCAUUUAAAGAGGCAUUUUAGAUCUUUGCAUACUUUUGAAAAGCCUUAUGAUUGCUCUAUUUGUCAUAAAAAAUUCAGUAGGUCUGAUAAUCUUAACCAGCAUUUGAAAAUUCAUAAGCAAGAAGAGGAGUUAGCAAAACAGAUCAAUGCGCUGGAAAAUAUCAAAAUCGAAUCUCAUGAUAUCCUCUAA